AUGGCCCCCUUUAAGACCUCCAUCCUGCAGUCUGAGCGACUAUUUCCCAAGACGAAACUGGACUCAGAGCAAACGAUAGCGCUGUCGCUGCUGGAUGCAACCACUGUGAACUUUGCGCCCACUUGCUUGAGCUGGCUGUGUGAAGCCCCUGAAAAUACUACGGGAUGCGGCGAGGACUUCAGCCUGGCGGACCAUCUACGCCAGUCGCUGCGAGUUGCGUUGGAUGCCUAUCCGCAAUGGAGUGGUCAGAUUACUGCCAUAACCACAAUCGACAGCACAGCAGGGCCUUCAUUUCCCUCUGCUUCCUCCUCUUCUUCUUCCCGUCCUCAUGCGCAGCGCUUUGGACGAGUCCAUGUCCACUACGGGACGUCUCAGGAUGCCGGCGUCGAGUUCACAGUUGCCGAUAGCACGGCCACUCUGGGUGCUCUCUAUCCGGCCUCGCGAGCAACAGACAAGCCUGCCUGGAACCGCCAGGAGAUACCACUUGACGAAUUCAUCCCCUCAAUAGCGCUGUCCAAUGCACUGCAGCCUGCUACUGAGAGUACUAGUGCAGACGAUGGCCGUGUUGUCUCCCUCCUCCCGCCGCCCUUGCUGGUAGUCCAGCUGACGAACUUGGCCUGUGGCGGCUUCGUUUUGACCGUCAAGUGCGCCCAUCCGCUGGCCGAUAUCCAGUCUCUGGUAUACUUUGUAAAGGACUGGGCCAGUGUCAGUCGGUCAGUCCUCUCGAACACCCCGUGUCCAGCCCUGAAGCCUCAGUUUGAGCCUGGGUUGCUAGACUCUCUGGCCGCAGGUGACAUCGAUGCCAUCGAGGCAGACACGGCUAUCAUUCAGAAGACUAAAAGCAUGCCUCUUCAUCGCUACGACUGGUGGGCGCCUUCGCCCGGUGCCCCUUGGCCCGUCAAGGUGCCUGACGGCCUGGCCUGCAAGACGAUAUCUCCAGCCGGCAAGCCAAUGCCGUGGUCUGAAUGGAAUGUGGCCGAGCCCGUCUCACACUAUGUUGUGCACUUCAACCGGCGCCAGGUAGAAGCCGUAUCAAGGGCAGCAACAGCCACUGGACUCUCUCAGGGCACAGGCGCAGUCCAAACCCGCACCAGCCAGCACGAUGCCAUCCUGGCUCAUGUCUGGUCAUGCAUCAACCGCGCUCGCAAGCUAGAAGAUGACAAGGGAGACAACCGGCCAGUGCACUGCGAUCUCGUAUACGGUGUACGUCCUGCCUUCAAGCUUGACAAGUCCUUCAUGGGUUCACCCAUCAUCAUGGUCAACGUAGAGAUGUCAGCAUCAAAGCCUCCCGCUCUUCAGGCCAUCGCACAACGCAUCCGCCAGACGAUCACGGACAUCAGCCAGCCGGAUCUUCUCGCCGCACACCUUCACAGCGUGGCCUACGAAGAGUCGCCGCAGCGUAUCUGGCAGGCCUUCCUGGGCCGGCGCCAUAUCCUGGUAACGACCUGGGCGCGCGCGGGUAUCUACGAGGUUGAUUUCGGGUUCAGCUCGUCGUCUGCUCCCAGUAUUCGGUAUGCAGAGGGCGUCGUCCCCGACAUGGAUGGGAAUGUCUUGAUAAAAGAGGCGCCUCCCUUGAAGAAGACGGAUCUCUCUGAUGGAAGAAGCUCCUGGACUGCAGAUGGCGUGGAUGUUUCUCUUCGCCUUCGGGCUGAGGACAUGGACCGCCUGCUUCAGGACCCUUUGCUCUUCCCGCUGUAUGAAUAG
Molecule: messenger RNA, 1704 nt
Organism: Nannizzia gypsea CBS 118893
Lineage: Eukaryota; Fungi; Ascomycota; Eurotiomycetes; Onygenales; Arthrodermataceae
Product: transferase
Exons: 1
Coding region: 1-1704 (567 amino acids)
Biological process (GO): secondary metabolite biosynthetic process
Molecular function (GO): acyltransferase activity, transferring groups other than amino-acyl groups
Source: RefSeq, a predicted model, not a curated record